AUGUAUCCAACCGGAUUUUCUUCUUCAAUUUCAGUUGCCGUAGGUGAUUUCAACAAGGACCAUCGAUUAGAUAUUGUCGUUGUAAACAAUGAUACUGGUGCCAUUGAUAUUCUUGUUGGACGUUACGAAGGCUUUCAAAAUCAAACAAGCUAUUCAGCUGGCUUUCGUCCAUCAUCUGUAGCUAUUGGUGAUGUCAAUAACGACACUCGACUAGAUAUCGUUGUCGCCAAUUCAGGUAGCAAUGAUGUGAGUGUCCUUCUUGGAUAUGGAAAUGGUUCUUUUGAAAAUCAAAAAAGGUAUUCAGUUGGCGCUUAUCUAUACUCUGUAGCUAUUGGUGAUGUCAACAAUGACACUCGACUAGAUAUCGUUGUCGCCAAUUCGGAUAGCAAUGAUGUGAGUAUCCUUCUUGGAUAUGGAGAUGGUUCUUUUGAAAAUCAAACAACGUAUUCAGUUGGCUCUUAUCCAUUAUUUGUAGCUAUUGGUGAUGUCAACAACGACACUCGAUUGGAUAUCGUUGUUGCCAAUGUGGGUAGCAAUGAUGUGAGUGUCCUUCUUGGAUAUGGAAACGGUUCUUUUGAAAAUCAAACAAGAUAUUCAGUUGGCUCUAAUCCAACAUCUGUAGCUAUUGGUGAUGUCAACAAUGACACUCGACUAGAUAUCGUUGUUGCCAAUUGGUUGAGCAAUGAUGUGAGUAUCCUUCUUGGAUAUGGGAAUGGUUCUUUUGGAACUCAAAAAAGUUAUUUAGUUGGCUUUUAUCCACGAUCUGUAGCUAUUGGUGAUGUCAACAAUGACACUCGCCUAGAUAUCGUUGUCGCCAAUGGGGGUAGGAAUGAUGUGAGUGUUCUUCUUGGAUAUGGGAAUGGUUCUUUUGAAACUCAAACAACGUAUUCAGUUGGCUCUUAUCCAUUAUUUGUAGCUAUUGGUGAUGUCAACAACGACACUCGACUAGAUAUCGUUGUCGCCAAUUACUAUAGCAAUGAUGUGAGUAUCCUUCUUGGAUAUGGGAAUGGUUCUUUUGAAAAUCAAAUAAAGUAUUCAGUUGGCUCUAAUCCACUAUCUGUAUCUAUUGGUGAUGUCAAUAACGACAUUCGACUAGAUAUCGUUGUUGCCAAUGUGGUUAGCAAUGAUGUGAGUGUCCUGCUGCAAUAUAACAGAGGAGCAAUUACAUAUGAAAUGAGCUUGGCACCUGGUGGUGGUUCUAGCCUACGAUGUGUAGUCAUUGGUGAUUUGAACAAUGACACUAAUCUGGAUAUCGUCUUAGCUAAUUAUGGCACUAAUAAUGUCGGCGUCCUUUUUGGAUAUGGGAAUGGUAGUUUUGAAAACCAAAUGAUGCUCAGCACUGGCAUGAAUUCUCAUCCGAUUUCUAUCGCAGUUGGGGACUUCAAUGGUGACCGUGAAGUGGAUAUUGCUGUGGCCAAUCAUGGUACAAAGCAUGUAGAUAUGAUGCUUGGAAAUGGACAGGGAAAAUUUGCAAUUCAAAUAAGUUAUGAAAUUGGCUUUGAUACACCUCCGUUAGUUAUGGCUUCUGGUGAUUUUAAUAAUGACACACGAUCGGAGAUCGCUGUCACUUACGAUGGACGUGAUCAUGUGGAUAUUUUUGUUGCGUAUAAUCAUGGUUCUUUUGAAACUCAAAAAAGGUAUUCAGUUGGCUCUAAUCCACAAUCUGUAGCUAUUGGUGAUGUCAACAAUGACACUCGACUAGAUAUCAUUGUCGCCAAUGGGUUGAGCAAUGAUGUGAGUAUCCUUCUUGGACAUGGAAACGGUUCUUUUGAAAAUCAAAGAAAGUAUUCAGUUGGCUCUUAUCCACGAUCUGUAGCUAUUGGUGAUGUCAACAACGACACUCGACUAGAUAUCGUUGUCGCCAAUGGGGAUAGCAAUGAUGUGAGUGUCCUUCUUGGAUAUGGGAAUGGUUCUUUUGAAAAUCAAACAAAGUAUUCAGCUGGCUCUUCUCCAUCAUCUGUAUCUAUUGGUGAUGUCAACAGUGAUACUCGACUAGAUAUCGUUGUCGUCAAUGCAGAUAGCAAUGAUGUGAGUGUCCUUCUUGGAUAUGGAAACGGUUCUUUUGAAAAUCAAACAAGGUAUUCAGUUGGCUCUAGUCCAUUUUUUGUAGCUAUUGGUGAUGUCAACAAUGACACUCGACUAGAUAUCGUUGUCGCCAAUAUGGGUAGCAAUGAUGUAAAUGUUCUUCUUGGAUAUGGAAAUGGUUCUUUUGAAACUCAAACAAGGUAUUUAGUUGGCUCUUCUCCACAAUCUGUAGCUAUUGGUGAUGUCAACAACGACACUCGACUAGAUAUCGUUGUCGCCAAUUCGGGUAACAAUGAUGUGAGUGUCCUUCUUGGAUAUGGGAAUGGUUCUUUUGAAACUGAAACAAGAUAUUCAGUUGGCACUUAUCCACGAUCUGUAUCUAUUGGUGAUGUCAACAAUGACACUCGACUAGAUAUCGUUGUCGCCAAUUACGCUAGCAAUGAUGUAAGUGUCCUUCUUGGAUAUGGAAACGGUUCUUUUGAAACUCAAAAAAAGUAUUCAGUUGGCCUUAAUCCACGAUCUGUAGCUAUUGGUGAUAUCAACAACGACACUCGACUUGAUAUCGUUGUUGCCAAUUCGGAUAGCAGUGAUGUAAGUGUUCUUCUUGGCUGUGACAAUAUAGUUUUUGUAAAGCAAAUGACGCUCUUAACUGGAAAUGGUUCCGCACCACAGUCCUUAGUGAUUAGUGAUUUCAACAGUGAUGGUCUGAUGGAUAUUGGCGUCGUUAAUUCAGGCAUCCACAAUAUUGGUAUUUUUCUUGGAUAUGUAAAUAUCUCUUUUUCAAAUCAAAUGACAUAUUCAACACACUCAUAUUUAUCUCCAUGCUCUAUGGCUAUCGGUGAUUUCAACAAUGAUAGUCGAGUGGAUAUCGUCUUUGUUAGUUGUAAGUCGGACAGUGUUGGUAUUAUUCUUGGAUAUGGGAAUGGUUCUUUUGGAAAUCAAAUGAUGUAUUCAACAAGCUCAAGUUCGUCUCGAUAUUCUUUAGCUGUAAAUGACGUUAAUAACGAUUCUAUGCAAGACAUUGUCGUCGCGAAUUAUGAUGCCAAUUAUCUAGGUGUACUUGUUGGACAUGGAGACGGCACUUUCGAAAGCAUCAUGCUAGUUCAGUUGGACUAUGGUUCCAAUCCAUUCUCGAUUGCCAUUGGAGAUUUCAAUAAUGAUAAAAAACUAGAUUUUGUCGUCGCCAAUAAUGGUACUGACAGUUUAAAUAUCCUCUUGCAGACUUGUUAA
Molecule: messenger RNA, 3255 nt
Organism: Rotaria sordida
Lineage: Eukaryota; Metazoa; Rotifera; Eurotatoria; Philodinida; Philodinidae
Source: the annotation of a GenBank genome assembly